This is a messenger RNA of Biomphalaria glabrata, 1144 nucleotides long. RefSeq lists its product as uncharacterized. Bases 260 to 976 code for a protein of 238 amino acids. Gene Ontology annotation, molecular function: serine-type endopeptidase activity. NCBI's taxonomy places the organism in Eukaryota, Metazoa, Mollusca, Gastropoda, Planorbidae. The record is from RefSeq and is a predicted model, not a curated record. The transcript is spliced from 6 exons.
GCUUGUAUCCUCCAGGUAAUUAGGCCGGAUAAACGAAUCGUGUGAUGAAAUAUUUAAGGUAGUUUUUAAAAGAAAUUACACACGGAAUGUCAUGUAUUUGAUUGACAUGUCGGGCGUUUGAUGAAAGAUUCUAAAUUCAGCCCGUGGGAAAAUUGAAAAUAUUUGGAACAAAUUUUUCGUGAAAGGACAACAACUUCUUGAGUAGCUUACGUCACAAGGUGAACUUUCAGUUAUUACAGUGACAAGGACUUGAACAAAAAUGUUGACUUCUGUGUCAGUGUUGGCAGUCAGCGUCAUUUGCUGUGUCAGUGCCGGUGUCAUACAGCCCACACAGCCAUCUACCAAAGACGACGACACUCCCAAUCAUGACGCAAGAAACAGACGCCUUAACGUCACGCUAUGCGACGAUGGACAUUCCACUGAGGUUUACCUAGGCAACCAGACGACAGUGACCGUUAGGAGUCCGAACUACGGAGACGGAGAGUAUCCGGACAACGCCAGGUGCAUGGUGGUGUUCCGUACCGGUGAUCAGGCCAUGAUGGUGCUGCUUCAAUUCAAUUCGUUUGACCUUGAGAUGGCCUUGGAUUUCGGUUCCUGUGAUUAUGAUUGGCUGUGUGUGAAUGGCGUCAAGUUCUGCGGUGACUGGGCCUCCAGGAGAGUGUUUGAGUACCUCGUGCCAGCUCACAAGACCUUCACCUUGUACUUCUCCACAGAUGUCGCUAUCACCAAAACUGGAUUUGAGGCAGUGCUUGAGGCCUACCACGCCAGUAACAAGACCGUCACUAUCCCCACCUCUGGCUCAGGGUCCAGUGAGAAGCAAAUUACAUACAUCACGACGGCUUUAUCACGUGACUUCACCGAGAACUACAAGGACAAGUGUAACAGAAGUGGCUACUACAGUAUAUUCUUACCUGACGCUACCUCCAUGCCGCCUUCGACGCGUCUGCCGUCAUCACGGACGACCAGGCGAUACUGACCGACAACGUGACGUCCCAAACACAAAUGACGUCAGGCAAGAACUCAAAACCAAGUUCAAUAAGACAGUAUUCCAAUUAAUGUUAUUACCUCGACUGGCAUUUCCUCUACAACUUGAUCUAAUUAUUCUAAUAUAUAAAAUAAAUAUGAUCUCAAGAGUAUAUUCUAA